GAAAAAAGUUGGGAAACAAAUUUUCAAGAAUUUUGAAUCCUACAUUUAAUGUUGUUUGGGUUCCCAAGACAACUUGCCACAUAGUUGAAUUGAGCUUAAUGGUUUCUGUUUUUUCGUGUCCGUGUCCCAGAAAAAUAUAGAAAGUACAAGAUUCAGAAACUUAUUGUGUUGUUUGCUUUAAAUUUACAGCCACCAAAGACAAAGAGUGCAUCAGGCAUUGUUUGGAAAUAUGGAGUCUGUUCUUUGGUAUUGGAAAAACAAGAAAAUUCACGUACAUAAUAGUUGAGUUGGAGUUGGAGUUGGAUGUGACUGCUUUUUCAUUUAUAUAGUUGAGUUGGAGGUAUUUCAUAGUAUUGUGGGCAUUCUUAUAUAAGUGGUCUACAUGACAUUGUUUCACAGGCUUUCCAGUUUGUGCAGGUUUAUGAGGCUUUUAGCCAUUUGGCACUUUCAGCUUGAUCAAGUGCAGAUUCAUAUGGAUCUUCCAUUGCAAAUAAACCAUUGAUGAUAGUAAGCCAUCCAGAUCUGAAGUACAAGAAGAUGGGCUUAAUUGGAACUCUACAGAUAGUUUCCUGCUUUGGAGAUACAAACACUGUUUGCCGUGCAUCUGCAUCUCAGAAGUCAAACUGUGAAGAGGCUUUGGAACUCUUGAAAACAUCUCUGGACUCUUGCAAACAGUCGUCCUUACCUUUGAUUUUGUUUUAUGAUGAAUUGACUGUAAUGUUGGACAACCGAACUCUUCAUCCAUCAAUUAUGGAAUGGGUUGGGAAACAUGUAGGAGAGUUUGAAUCUGUUUUUUUGUCUGAUCUUGAAGGUGGAAAAUUGCCUUUUAAGGAACCAUAUUUUGGUAUAGAAGGUGAAUUGUGGAUGAACUUGGAUGGUGAUAUAUCUCCUGUUUGUUUGAACAUUUUGCCAUUGUCUUCCUCUUCGAUGCAGUCAUCUUCUUUACAGAUUCUUCCUGAAAACUUCCUUAUACCAUCCACUAUUGAGAGGUUGACAAAUCAAGGAUUCCUUUGAGGAAUUGACGCAUUGCUUGGCCGCCCUUUGCACCUUCCUUCCUCAAAGGUUUAUGGUAGACUUUCACAGAAGAAAAAAGUACUUUCACGAGUCGAAUGGAAUGCUCUCAUGCACGCUCUCCUGAAGAAGAAAACGAAUUAGCCCGAAGCACAAAGAAGGUUAAGGAUUCACACAAUGGCACUACUGAAGACAGCCCUGGUCAGCGUGAAGGACCUUUCCACGCUAAUAAGAUCUCAUUUAAGGACAAACUUGUGGGAGAAAUACCGGGGGGCCUAUUCCCAAUCUCUUGCUUUCUUGGAUCAAACGGAGGCAAAAUAUGAGUCAGAUGAAGAGACUGAGGACAUUAGGAAAGCUCUUGCUGUGAUUAGUCUCUCAAAAGAGACCAAACAGCGCAUUCGAGCUCCAUGGGCAAAAGCACUUAUUGUGAAAGUUUUUGGAAAGACAGUGGGAUAUAAUUUCCUACAUGCGAAGCUUUUAAGUCUUUGGAAACCAUCGGGGAGGUUUGACAUGGUGGACCUGGGCAAAGACUUUUAUUUACUGAGAUUUGCGGUCAGGGACGAUCUAAAGAUGGUGCUUAUGAAAGGACCUUGGUUUAUUGGUGAGCACUUUUUAUCUAUUCGUUGUUGGGAAGCGAAUUUCAAACCGUCAGAAGUUCAGGUAUCCUCAGUGGCAGUGAAAAGUAGUGUAAGCAGCUUACCUGGUGUGGAAGACGACCAACAAAAGCGUUUUGUGUCGUUGGUCAAGACCAGAUUUGAAAGGGAAAGAGGUGGGCCAAGUACUAAGGGCUCGGAGGGAAAGGGAAAUACCCAAGCCAAGAUAAGGUUAAGUCCAUGAUCCAGUUGUGAUGAUCAUUAUAGAGACCCGGAUUGGGGGUGAUCGAGCCAAAGGCAUCACUGACAGGCUUCCGUUUGACGGGGCAAUUCAUAUAGAGACUAUAGGAUUCGUGGCGGGUCUUUAGCUCCUUUGGAAUUCGGAAAGAGUUCAGGUGACUCAGCUGGCCAUAUCAAAGCAAGAAAUCCAUGUUUUGGUGAAGUCUGUCAAUACUGCUGGGUUUGCCUAGUGCAUUGAUUUUUUUUGGCUUGUGCAAUACCAGUACUUCUCUGGAGCUGGUUGGAAGUCUUUGACAGAGAAGCAAAAACAUAUUUGUGUCUAUCUCUCUAUUAUGCAGCAAAUUGGAUACCGGAACUGAUAAAGUCAUUAAGUUUAUAAAUUUUGCCUUUAUGUUUGGAAGGACAGAUUAUUCACAUUGUAGUUUGAUACACACUUACACUCCUGCUGCCACAUGAAGCUCAAUGCCUUCUGUACACAAGUAGAGGGAAGAGUUGCAUGUACAAGUCAAGCUACAAAAGAGGAUACUGUUUUCAAGCUAUUGAAGCGUUUGGGGAACCUUGUGUAUGUGACUAUGUUCUCGUGCUCUUGACAAUGUUUACUCUAUGGGUCAGUUUUAUUAUUGAUGAGUUGCAAAUGUGGCGUAAAUUCUGUGAGUAGUGCUUAACUGAAAUUUUUGAUAGGCUCGGUCCAGCCUAAAUAGCCAA
Molecule: messenger RNA, 2549 nt
Organism: Quercus lobata
Lineage: Eukaryota; Viridiplantae; Streptophyta; Magnoliopsida; Fagales; Fagaceae
Product: Fanconi anemia group D2 protein homolog
Exons: 9
Coding region: 502-1014 (170 amino acids)
Biological process (GO): homologous chromosome pairing at meiosis; mitotic intra-S DNA damage checkpoint signaling; interstrand cross-link repair
Cellular component (GO): nucleus; condensed chromosome
Molecular function (GO): DNA polymerase binding
Source: RefSeq, a predicted model, not a curated record